Cervus elaphus (red deer) is the source of this 948-nucleotide messenger RNA. RefSeq names its product olfactory receptor 8H1-like. Bases 1 to 948 code for a protein of 315 amino acids. Gene Ontology annotation, cellular component: membrane. Gene Ontology annotation, biological process: sensory perception of smell; G protein-coupled receptor signaling pathway. The transcript has a single exon. The record is from RefSeq and is a predicted model, not a curated record. Gene Ontology annotation, molecular function: odorant binding; G protein-coupled receptor activity; olfactory receptor activity. Lineage: Eukaryota; Metazoa; Chordata; Mammalia; Artiodactyla; Cervidae.
AUGGGUAAAAGGAGUAUCACGCUUUUGUCUGAUUUCUUUCUCAUGGGACUGACAGACUCUGAAGACAUCCAGCUGGUCCUCUUCACCCUCUUCCUCCUGAUGUACUUGAUCACUGUGCUGGGGAAUAUGGGGAUGAUACUGAUAAUCUGCCUGGAUUCCAAGCUUCACACACCCAUGUAUUUUUUCCUCAGUCAUUUGUCAUUUCUUGACCUCAUUUACUCAAGUGUCAUCACCCCUAAAACCCUAGACAACUUACUGACUUCUAUCAAAACUAUUUCAUACCUGAACUGCUUCACUCAGAUGUAUUUCUUUGUCUUUUUGGGUGCCACUGAAUGUUUCCUUCUCUCCUCCAUGGCCUAUGAUCGCUAUGUAGCUAUCUGCAGCCCUCUGCAUUACCCCGUUGUAAUGUCCAUCAGGCGAUGCUGUUCUCUUGUCUUUGGAUCUUAUUUGAUUGGCUUUACAGAUUCUUUUGUCAAUGUGUUUUGCAUGAACAAAUUGCAUUUCUGCGACUCCAAUGUAAUCUAUCACUUUUUCUGUGACACAUCCCCAAUUCUAUCCCUGUCCUGCACUGACACACACAACAUUGAAAUCAUGAUAUUCAUUGUUGCUGGCUGUACCCUAGUGGUGUGUCUUAUCACAAUAUCCAUGUCCUAUGUGUCCAUCCUGUCCACCAUCCUGAAAAUUACUUUCACUUCAGGGAAGUGGAAAGCCUUCUCUACCUGUGCCUCCCAUCUCCUGGGAGUAACCAUCUUUUAUGGCACUAUGAUUUUCACUUACCUAAAACCAAAUAAGUCCUACUCCUUGGGAAACGAUCAAGUAGCUUCUGUUUUUUAUACUAUUGUCAUCCCCAUGCUGAAUCCCCUCAUAUGCAGUCUUAGAAACAAAGAAGUGAAAAAUGCUGUCAGUAGAGUCAUUCAGAAAAGAAAGAUUUCAAAGCAAUUAAAAUAA